Messenger RNA from Solanum dulcamara, 780 nucleotides. Its product is annotated as UDP-glycosyltransferase 90A1-like. The coding region runs from base 1 to 780 and encodes 259 amino acids. NCBI's taxonomy places the organism in Eukaryota, Viridiplantae, Streptophyta, Magnoliopsida, Solanales, Solanaceae. The record is from RefSeq and is a predicted model, not a curated record. The transcript is spliced from 2 exons.
AUGGGACUCAAUUUUGUUAGACAAGGAUCUUCAGUGCGAGAAGAGCCAGUUGUAAUCUUAGAUCGUGAUGUCCGGAAGCUAAGGACCAAGGAAAUUAAGUCUGUGAAAAUCCAGUGGAAGCAUAGUGCAGUAGAGGAAUCUACUUGGGAGACUGAAAAGGAGAUGCAAGACAACUAUCCCCAACUACGAUACCAAAGUCUCAAUUUGGCUUCUCCUCCUACUGUCCAUGUUGUUCUGUUCCCUUUCAUGUCCAAAGGCCACACAAUUCCCAUGUUCGACCUUGCUCGCCUUCUUCUCACCCGUAAUAUUUCCAUCACCAUCUUCACUACUCCUGCAAACCGUCCAUUCUUCUCCGAUUCCCUUCCGAAUACCAACAUCAAUAUCAUAGAAAUCCCUUUUCCUCAAAACAUACAAGGAGUUCCACCAGAUGUGGAAAGCACUGAUAAACUUAUAUCCAUGUCACUUCUUUAUAUUUUUGCCAACGCCACUAAAUUGAUGAAACCCCAUUUUGAAAAGGCCCUGGAAUCUCUUCCCCCAGUUACUUUCAUGAUCACUGAUGGCUUUCUCAGCUGGACUUUAGACUCUGCAAACAAAACUGGCAUCCCGAGGCUUGUCUAUUACGGCAUUAGCGCAUUUUCAUGGGCAUUGUCAAUUUCAGCUCUUUCAGUUCUUAGGAAAGAAGUGUCCGACGAUGAGUCUUACCAAGUUCCUGAUUUCCCCUGGAUCAAACUCACUAGGAAUGAUUUUGAUUUAUCAUUAACCCAAAGGCCCCCUUUCUGA